Messenger RNA from Propithecus coquereli (Coquerel's sifaka), 1770 nucleotides. RefSeq names its product olfactory receptor 14K1-like. Gene Ontology annotation, cellular component: membrane. The transcript is spliced from 5 exons. Gene Ontology annotation, biological process: G protein-coupled receptor signaling pathway. Lineage: Eukaryota; Metazoa; Chordata; Mammalia; Primates; Indriidae. Bases 1 to 1770 code for a protein of 589 amino acids. The record is from RefSeq and is a predicted model, not a curated record. Gene Ontology annotation, molecular function: olfactory receptor activity; odorant binding; G protein-coupled receptor activity.
AUGAUGAACCAGACACUAAUGAUGGAAUUCUUGCUAAUAAGAUUUGCUGAUAAUUGGAUGCUGUUGAAGCUGCAUGCUGUGCUCUUCUCACUCAUCUACACAGUGGCUGUGUUGGAAAAUUUAAUCAUCCUCAUCCUCACAGUUGUUGACCAAUGCCUCCAUACCCCAAUGUACUUUUUCCUUAGGCAUUUGUCCUUCUUAGAUCUGUGUCUCAUUUCUGCCACAGUCCCCAAAUCCAUCCUCAACUCCAUCACCUUCACUGACUCCAUCUCUUUCCUGGUAUGUGUGUUUCAGCUCUUCUUGGUGGUACUGUUGGCAGGGUCAGAGAUUGGCAUCCUCACUGCAAUGUCCUAUGACCACUAUGUUGCUAUCUGCCAUCCUCUGCACUACGAAGCUGUCAUGAGCAGAGGGUCCUGUGUCCAGUUGAUGGCUGUGUCCUGGCUCAGCGGAGGGGUCUUGGGAAUCUUGUACUCAGCUGGUACAUUCUCCCUGAAUUUUUGUGGCUCCAAUAAGAUAUAUCGGUUCUUCUGUGAUGUUCCUGCCAUACUAAAGCUCACUUGUUCUAAAGAGCAUGCCACCAUCAAUGUCAGUGUGGCCGUUGGGGUCUGUUAUGCAUUUUCAUGUCUAGUUUGCAUCACAGUCUCCUAUGUGUAUAUUUUCUCCACUGUGUUAAAGAAGCUAUCUGGACCUAGCCAAUUCAAAGCCUUUUCCACUUGCGUUCCUCACUUCAUUGUUGUGAGCACAUUUCUUGUUACAGGUGGCGUUGCUUAUUUAAAGCUGGGCUCUGAUGUGAGCUCUAUUCUAGACUUGGUGAUGUCUGUGUUCUAUUCUGUUGCACCUCCGGCCUUGAACCCUGUUAUCUACUGUCUGAGGAACAAGGUUAAAUCAGUUCUACGUAAAGUCCUUUAUAAUUUGAAGUCAAGUAAAAAUCCUCCGAAGCACGCGGCGGCCACCCUCACGCGCACAGACGCCCUGGUUACCGAUGACGUCACAGGGCAGCGGGCCGCAGAGGGCAACGCAGCGCUCACAGAGCGUGGCAGUGAGGACGAGUCGCUCAGACCCCGCAAAGGCCCCAAAGAUACUCCCCAGGAACCAAGAGACGGUUACCACCUGCACACAGACUCCCCUGAUCAUGAUGACAGCAUAGUGCAGCGGGUGAGAGAUGGCCACAGAGCAGUCAUAGGACAUGGCCGUGAGGAUGCAAAGCUCAGCGGCGGCAAAGUGGUGGUACAAGUCCGCCAGCUCCUGGAUGAAGGUCGCCAGCUCGUCCUGGGCCACGCUCAGGUGCCCCGUGUCUCACUGGCAACGUGGCUCGCCUUCCUCAGCACCUUCCCACUCCGGGCAGCCGCUGGCAUCCUGGCGGCGUCUGCAGCGGGGAGGCCUUGCCUGGUGGGCGCUGGCUCCUGCUUGGACCGGCCGGUCCCGCACCUUGUGAGCGCUGCGCAGAGACCUCAGCUGUGGCUGCGGGGGCACAGCUGUCUCGGCCACAGCCACGUGGUGCUUGCAGGUGAGUGUCUCUCAGCUGUGGAUGUUGCCAUCCUCAUGGCCGUCGCGGUCCUUCCGCCGGGACGGGGAGCAGGUUCGCAGGGCGCUGCGGUUCCCGGGGAGGCAGCACCUGCCGCGCGGCGCCCACGGAGACCCUGGCGCUGCUGCAGCUGCUUCCGGUGUCCUGCAGCAUCGCGGGCAGCCCGGGCUUCCCGACCCCCGCAUCGGCUGUGGCUUCAGCCUCUGGAGCCCCGGGACUGGAGCUCGCCAAGCACCGGACACUAG